Messenger RNA from Paramecium pentaurelia, 397 nucleotides. The record is from the annotation of a GenBank genome assembly. Lineage: Eukaryota; Ciliophora; Oligohymenophorea; Peniculida; Parameciidae.
AUGAAAGUUGUUGGUUUGAAUAAAAGCAUGUCUUUAGUUAUUUCACAAUCCAAAAAUAAUAGAAUGAUCAAACAUAUUCUUAUUUAAAUCAACAUGCUCAAAUCAAAAUUUAAAUUUCAAAAGAAUCUUGGGUAUAAUGAAAAUAGGUAAAUAAAUCAUUUUAAUCUUAGAACUGUAUAUCAACAUUUUGCUAUUUGCACCAGAGAGAUAGUGCCUUAAAAAAAUGAUGCCAUCAUAUAAGUGAUGAAGAGAUAUUAUAUAAUUACUAUAUGUAAGUUAUUUGAUUAAGUGAUGAAAGUAAAGAAUAUCAUAUAGUUUGAUAAUGAGUUUUUUUAUAGGUUCAAGACAAUUAAUAAAUUUUUGGAGAAUUUAGAGUGGCUAAAUGAAAAAUAGUGAC